Saprolegnia diclina VS20 is the source of this 973-nucleotide messenger RNA. RefSeq lists its product as hypothetical. The transcript is spliced from 3 exons. NCBI's taxonomy places the organism in Eukaryota, Oomycota, Saprolegniomycetes, Saprolegniales, Saprolegniaceae. The record is from RefSeq and is a predicted model, not a curated record. The coding region runs from base 244 to 933 and encodes 229 amino acids. Gene Ontology annotation, cellular component: ciliary basal body; axoneme. Gene Ontology annotation, biological process: cilium assembly.
GAGCUAGAGCGGCUGCGCGCGCUCAUCGAGGAGGCCGCCGACCAGCGCGAUGAGCUCCAACAGACCAAUGCCACGCUUCAGCGCAAGAUUGCGCCACUGCUCCAGAAGAAGCAAGAUUCGGAGAAGAAGGAGGACCGAUUGAGCGUCGUCGAGAACGAGAAGCGGUAUUACGACUGCCUCAACAGCGUGCACGAGGCGCGAGUGCAGCUCGCGACCGCCCAGACGCAGUACGACCGCAUCGCGAUGGAGCUCCAGGCGCGACUCGACGAAAAAGAGUGCAAAGCCAACGAGAUCCACGAGUCUUUCAUGGAGUUCAAGCGCGAGGUGGCCCGUAGCGCCGAGAACACGCGCACCGGCAAGCCGAUUCCGAAGCGCAUCAUUGCGCAGUUCGAAGUCGCCGAGGUCAAGAAGGACCAAGAGGUCGAGAAGGUCCGGCUUAAGAACAUCAAUCUGCGCACGCACUUGCGCAAGCUCGAGGCGCAGCUGCAUGCGAAGGAGCAGCUCGCCGAAGGGCUGCACCUCAUCGACUUUGAGCAGCUCAAGAUUGAAAACCAAACGCUCAACGAAAAGAUCGAAGAGCGCAACGAAGAGCUGCACAAGCUCCGGAAGAAGACGACGACGACGGUUCAAGUGCUCACGCACAUCAAGGAGAAGCUGCAGUUUGUGCUCGUCGAGAACCAAGCGCUCAAGCACGACCUCUCGGAGCUCGACGAAGAGCUCACCGAGUCGCGCGAUGUUCUCACCAAACACAAGAAGGACCGCGACGCGCUGCGCCACACGCAGGCAAAGAUGAAGCACCAGCAAGGCUUUGCCAACUCGCAUUUGCUCAUGGCCGACUACGAGAAGCGCAAGGUCGACAUCGAGGACUACCAGGGCCGCCUCGAGCAGCUCAAGCAGCGUCUUGCGUAUCUCAACAAGAAGAAAGCUUCGUAAGCACUUAGGAAAAUCGCGGAACUGGCAGGCUGCAAAAGCG